AUGCAUGUAGUGAAGGCGGGGAAUAUGAAACCAGGGUCCAUGCGGCGGAUUGAGCGUCUUCCUGAGAGUGUAGUGAACCGCAUUGCCGCUGGUGAAGUCGUGCAGAGACCGAGUGCCGCACUGAAGGAAUUGCUGGAAAACGCCCUGGACGCUGGGAGUACAUGUGUGCAAGUACUUGUGCAGGGCGGAGGACUGGAGGUGCUGCAGGUGAGUGAUGAUGGAAACGGUAUUCACUAUGAGGAUCUCCCGCUUCUCUGCGAGCGGUAUGCCACCAGUAAACUACGAGUCUUUGAAGACUUAACUCGCAUUAGUUCCUUUGGAUUUCGUGGUGAGGCGUUGAGUUCUAUUUCUUACGUGGCGAGAGUGACUGUCACGACGAUGCGACGUGAAAAUAAUGAAAACUCAAUAAAUGAAGCCGUUCACACAACAACCCCAUCAUCAUUAUCAUCCACAAUAGGAACAGGAACGGGAACGGGAUCUGGUGCGACAUUAGCAUGGCGUUGUCAUUAUGUGGAUGGAAUAAUGCAGGGAAAACCAAAACCGUGUGCGGGUAAUCCAGGCACAUGUAUUCGUGUAGAGAAGAUGUUUUACAAUGCCGCUGUGCGUCGACGUGCACUUAAUAAACCUUCUGAGGAGUACAGUCGUAUUGUGGCUGUAUUAUCACGAUAUGCUUUGGCAUUUCCAACUAUCGCCUUUUCCUGCCGUCGUGAAGAAGCGAGUAAUAACAGUAAUAGUUGUGGUAGUAAGACAGAUAUCUUUUUUCCCAAAAAUUCUACAACUUUGGCCAAUAUUAGGCUUUUCUACGGUGCUGCCAUUGCAUCUCAUCUACAUGAAUUAAAAUGUGCUGGAACUACUAUAAAAACUCAAACGGCUAUUUCUGAUAUUGAUAAUGUACUAUCAAUAUCAGGAGUUGAAGGAGAAGGUGUUUUUCUUAUAUCCGGAUAUACCAGUGAUGUGGCACUUGUCAAUCGCAAACCAUAUCUUUGUGUAUUUGUAAAUAAUCGUCUUGUGGAGAGUUCUGUUAUUAAGCGGGCAAUAGAUACUGUUUAUAGUGGUAUAUUGGUAGGGGGUAAUCGCCCCUUUACAGUGCUCUUCAUCACUGUUCCACCAGAUCGUGUGGACGUAAAUAUUCAUCCUACAAAACAUGAAGUAUGUUUAUUGGAUGAAGAAAUUAUAGUUGCACGACUCUCAGAGUCUGUACGGGAAGUGUUAAUGAUUACAUCAGCUCGUCGUCAGAUCGAUACAAGGCAAAUGAUGUCGAAAGCCGUUUCAUUAGGAGAGAGAGGAGUACAAGUUCAACAGUUAUCAUCAUCACAACGCUCUAAUAUGAUAUCAUCUGUUGGUGCUAGUGGUAAUGGAAUAGCAGUAGCACCUUGUACAGUUGUACGUGUGGAGCCACAACGUGGGGCCCUUGAUGCCUUUAUGCUUCGACGUCUUUCAGCCCCAGAAGAGAAAUUAAAAAGUGAAGAGACAAUACAUGUAAAAGAUGAGAUGAGGGAAAAUGGUAUGAGUAGUAGUGAUAAGGGAAAUAACAGAGAUGAUAUUUUAACCGUUAACAAGGAAGAAGUUAUACCUCAAGUGAAACAAGAUAAUCCAAUAAAAAUGGAAGAUAGGACUACUACUACAGUAUUCUCUACAGAAGGAGUACUAGAAAGAACAACAGAGACAGAAACAACAACAACAACAAGAACAGACAUGGAAACAAACAAUCAUAAUAUCAAUACAAACAUUACUAGUUCUCUUGUUGCCUCCAUAAUGAAAUUAGGUACUCUCCUUGAUGAUGAUGGGAACACUCUCGAUGAUGAGAUGGAUGAGGAAGAUGGAGCCGGUUAUGUGAUGCAGCAUUUUAAACGGCACAGAAAAGAAAUUCAAGAGGCUGUUGGAAUGCCAGACGAGAGUAGUAAUAAUAAUAAUAAUAAUAAUAAUAAUAAUACUACAAUCCCAACAGCAGCACUAACAACAACAACAACAACAACAACAGAGACUGUUGAUCCCAGUCAUAGUUCAGAAGUAGUUCCCGAUGCACGAGAGGAUUUACUAUUAACAAGUGUAGCCACUAUUGUAUCUCACAUUCGCCAAGCCACAUCUCCCACGGCUCAAUCACUCUUUGAACAGUUAACAUAUGUGGGAGUAUUAAACAACUCUACAUUUCUAGCACAGUCUGGAACAACACUUUACGCAAUAGAUACAUUGCGUCUUGUACGACUUGUAGUCUACCAACGUAUAUUCCUGCGUUGGGCCGUAGCUUCACUUCCAACACCACCUCAAGUGGUAUUGCGAGAUCCCAUACGUGUUUCGGAUCUCUUAUGUUUUGCUAUUCAACAUGAUGUUCAACCAAAAUGUGAAACUUCUUUUUCUGAAGAAGAAGUGGAACGAACAAUUAGACGAAUGGAUCGACGUCUUCGACAUUGGCGUUGUAUGCUGAUGGAAUAUUUCGCUAUAGAGAUUUCAGAGGAUGGACAUUUACUGGCAUUACCAUUUGGGUUAAAUGCAUCUUGGCCACCAGUUCCACGAGUCAUUCCACUGUUUAUAUGGAAACUUGCAGCAGAAGUGCCGUACGGAGAAGAUGAGGUGGAGUGUUUUACUGCAAUUGCCCAACACAUUGCAAACACAUUAUAUGGAUUAUCUCUCCAUGAUAGUUGGAUGUUAACUAACUCUGCGAUAUCAUCUGAUCCUGAGACUACUGGUGUUGCUGGUGUUGGUGUUGUUAAUUAUUCAGCAUCUUCUUCUUCUACUUCUCCUUCGCCUCUUACGAGUGGGGAACAGGAGAGUGUGCCCUCUUAUAUAGAUGCCAUUCGCUUUGGACUUGUUUCCUGUGCGACGAGUGUGAAGUUCUUUAUCCCACCAGCCGAUAUAUUGAUAGAUGGUUCACUCCGGACAGUGGUCUCAGUGGAGGAGCUCUACAAGGUGUUUGAGCGUUGCUGA
Messenger RNA from Trypanosoma theileri, 2925 nucleotides. RefSeq names its product mismatch repair protein MLH1. The transcript has a single exon. The record is from RefSeq and is a predicted model, not a curated record. Gene Ontology annotation, molecular function: mismatched DNA binding; ATP-dependent DNA damage sensor activity; ATP hydrolysis activity. Gene Ontology annotation, biological process: mismatch repair. Lineage: Eukaryota; Euglenozoa; Kinetoplastea; Trypanosomatida; Trypanosomatidae. The coding region runs from base 1 to 2925 and encodes 974 amino acids. Gene Ontology annotation, cellular component: MutLalpha complex.